Microplitis demolitor is the source of this 751-nucleotide messenger RNA. It is a transcript of the gene RpL19, whose product is annotated as 60S ribosomal protein L19. Gene Ontology annotation, biological process: translation. Gene Ontology annotation, cellular component: cytosolic large ribosomal subunit; ribosome. Lineage: Eukaryota; Metazoa; Arthropoda; Insecta; Hymenoptera; Braconidae. The coding region runs from base 106 to 705 and encodes 199 amino acids. The transcript has 4 exons. The record is from RefSeq and is a predicted model, not a curated record. Gene Ontology annotation, molecular function: structural constituent of ribosome; RNA binding.
AUAAAAAAAAAUAGUUGUCAGUAUGACAGCAAAGUAGGAAGCGUGACGCCACCAUUGAUAACCCUCUUUUUCAUCGAGACCUGAGGCCACCAAGUCUCGUUCACCAUGAGCCUAAAACUUCAGAAACGUCUUGCCUCAUCGGUAAUGCGAUGUGGUAGAAAGAAGGUAUGGUUGGAUCCUAAUGAAAUUAACGAAAUCGCCAAUACCAAUUCACGUCAAAACAUCAGAAAAUUAAUCAAAGAUGGUUUGAUUAUUAAAAAACCAGUAGCUGUUCAUUCACGUGCCCGUGUACGUAAAAACACAGAAGCUAGACGUAAAGGUCGUCAUUGUGGUUUUGGUAAAAGAAAAGGUACAGCUAAUGCCCGUACCCCACAAAAGGAAUUAUGGGUCCAACGUAUGCGAGUACUUCGUCGGUUAUUGAAAAAAUACCGUGAGACGAAAAAAAUCGACAGACAUCUGUACCACGCCCUUUACAUGAAAGCCAAGGGUAACGUGUUCAAGAACAAGCGUGUCCUUAUGGAGUACAUCCACAAGAAGAAGGCCGAGAAAGCACGUGCGGAGAUGCUUUCUGACCAAGCUGAAGCCCGUCGUACCAAGGUACGUGAAGCCCGUAAACGACGUGCUGAGAGAAUUGCCGCCAAGAAACAGGAGCUUUUGCAAUCUUACCAACGUGAAGAUGAAGCUGCUGCUGCGCAAAAGAAAUAACUUACAUAUUAAUUGUUUUAAUAAAUAAAAACCACAAUUUAAAGUA